AUGAUCCCCGUCCACGCAGACAAAGCUCUCGACAUCUUGCAGCUGGUGCUCUACAUCCCCCUCCUGCUACUGAGCCAGUACUGCCUCAUUCGCCAUGGAAAACAAGGUCUCCUGGGCUGGCUCUACGUUAGCGCGUUCUGCAUCAUCCGCCUGAUCGCCGCCGGCCUCAAGAUUCACUCUGAUACAACCGGCACCCAAUCCUCCGCCGCCGUCAUUGUAGACAACAUCGGUCUCUCCCCAGUGAUUCUCGGCGCACUUGGCCUUCUUCACGAGGCUCGUAUGGCGCGCGGGUCCGUCCGGAAUACAAAGCUCGAAUGGCUCAUCGUGUUGCAAAUCCACAUGUUCGUCACCGCCGGGCUUGCUCUAGUCGCCGUCGGCGUAUCUUCUCUGUUCAGUUCCAAGUCCUCGCCCGACUCCGCUAUGACCCUGCUCAAAGCGGGAUUUGCCAUCAUGUUUGUGGGCUGGGGCAUCAUUGUCGGCUUGUGCCUGUGGUCUUUUCGUCGUCCGGCCUCGUACGGCCAGGUUGAGUCAACUGUUUUCCGCGAUGGAACUAUUCUCCUCAAUGCAGUAUUCUUCUCUCUUCCUUUCAUCCUGCUACGCGCCAUCUACGGUGCCAUCAACUUAUUUGGCUCAGAGGACACCAUCGGCACUUCGUCUUUCUCGUCGAACGUGGCAGCGAAUGUUAUUAUGAACGUCUUCGCCCAGCUAGGUGCGGCUAUCAUAUUCGUCAUUGCUGGCAUUCGCACCAUUUCUGAGAACAUCAAGAUGGGCACACGCACAGGCACAGAAACAGACAUAGAGUAUCCAUAUAAUCUGGGCCCCUAUCGCCGUUUUAUAACAACAACGUCGGCCGCCGCCCAAAGAUGGUUCAACCGCGGCCUUAUCUGGACGUACGCAUUCAACCAUGAAGAAGCCGUGUCGUGCUUUAAAAAGGCCCUUGAACACGAUCCAGAAUGUGUGCUUGCUUACUGGGGUUUAGCUUAUGCUCUUGGGCCAAACUAUAACAAGCCCUGGGAGAGCUUCGACGGGCGUGAGUUGUCUGACAGUUUACAUGAAGCGUACGCGGCCGUGAAACGUGCAACAGACAUUGUCAAAAGCAGGCGUGUUACUCAUAUUGAAGCUGCUCUUAUUAAAGCAAUCAACCUGCGCUAUCCCUCGGAGACCCCAGAUGAAGAUUUUUCUGUCUGGAAUGUUGAAUAUGCCGACGCUAUGAAGGCUGUUUACGAGGAAUUCCCGCACGAUUUCGAUGUUCUAGCAUUGUAUGCAGAUGCCCUGAUGAACCUGACACCCUGGAGCCUCUGGGAUUUAAAAACCGGACAGCCUGCGCCGGGUGCACGCACUCUUGAAAUCAGAAACGUGCUGGAAUACAAAACCCUAGCCCGGGGGAAAGGACUAUAUCAUCCAGGAGUACUUCAUAUGUACAUUCAUCUCAUGGAAAUGUCCGCUGUGCCCGAGUCAGCUCUUCGCAUAGCUGACUACUUGCGAGAACUGGUCCCUGAUGCCGGCCAUUUGAACCACAUGCCCUCGCAUUUAGAUAUGCUGUGCGGCGAGUACCGGCAAGCCAUUAUCUCCAACACUCGGGCAAUCCAUGCAGACGAAAAGUACGAGUCAAAUACUGGAUCCUUGAACUUUUAUACCCUCUAUCGGGCGCACAAUUACCAUUUCAGGCUCUACGCAGCCAUGUUCGCGGGGCAAUCAGCGGUUGCGCUUGACACGGUGUCCAGAAUAGAAAAGGGCAUUCCGGAAAAAUUACUCCGUAUUAAAUCACCGCCUAUGGCCGAUUGGCUAGAAGGAUUCCUUGGAAUGCGUGUACAUGCUUUGGUUCGGUUUGGUCGAUGGGAAGAUAUCCUGUCGCUGACGAUUCCGCAUGAUCAAGAGCUGUACUGCGUCACCGUGGCAAUGAUUCAUUAUGCCAAGGGGAUUGCCAGUGCCAUUCUUCAUAGAAUAAAAGAUGCACGUACAUAUCAACGUCUUUUUAUGAAGGCGGUCGAGACUGUGGUUCCAUCUCGUACAAUUUUCAACAACAAGUGCACCAAUAUUCUAGCCGUUGCACGGGCGAUGCUUGCCGGCGAAAUCGAAUACCGAACAGGCAAUAUAGAACAAGCAUUCGCGCAUCUCCGAGAAUCGAUUGAACUGGACGCAAAUCUGCCCUAUGAUGAGCCAUGGGGAUGGAUGCAGCCCCCGCGACAUGCAUAUGGAGCCUUACUACUUGAUCAGGGGCGCGUCGAAGACGCCCUGGAGGUAUACGAGACGGAUCUCGGGAUUAAUAACGCCCUACCACGAGCGAUGCAGCAUCCGAAUAAUGUAUGGUCUCUGCAUGGACUAUACGAGUGCUAUGUAUCGCUCGGCAGAAACGGUGAGGCGAGGCUGCUUAAGAGGCAGCUCGAUAUGGCCGUGGCUGUGGCGGAUAUACCCAUAAAAGCGUCGUGUUUUUGCCGGGUAGACAAGUGUCACUAA
Talaromyces rugulosus is the source of this 2457-nucleotide messenger RNA. RefSeq lists its product as uncharacterized. Gene Ontology annotation, molecular function: protein binding. The transcript has 4 exons. NCBI's taxonomy places the organism in Eukaryota, Fungi, Ascomycota, Eurotiomycetes, Eurotiales, Trichocomaceae. Gene Ontology annotation, cellular component: intracellular anatomical structure. The record is from RefSeq and is a predicted model, not a curated record. Bases 1 to 2457 code for a protein of 818 amino acids.